This is a messenger RNA of Caenorhabditis remanei, 453 nucleotides long. RefSeq lists its product as uncharacterized. The record is from RefSeq and is a predicted model, not a curated record. The transcript has 4 exons. Bases 1 to 453 code for a protein of 150 amino acids. Lineage: Eukaryota; Metazoa; Nematoda; Chromadorea; Rhabditida; Rhabditidae.
AUGGAAUCCACCGACAAAGAUGGACACGUUGAUGACCUGCCGCUCUUCCCGACGUCUCAUCGUCUUGCACAUCAUGCCAAUGAUUAUGCACAAGACGCUCAAGAUGAUGGACUCCAGGAGAGAAAAGGAAAGGAGCAGAGAUUCACGGAAAAUGAUGCUAUGACCGAUGAAGUAUACCGGGUGUUUCUUCAUAAUUUGGCGUUGGGGGAAUUGAAGAAGAGAAGUCCUCUUCGUUACGGAUUGCUCACAUUGAGCAAUCCUGAGCCAACUUCUCAGCCUUCCCCGGUUCCAGCACGUCAUCCAUGGUCUCCCUCCCCGCCGAAUCCCGAGCAGCCAUCCACAUCAGGCUACACUGAGGAGAACGCAAGACGAGCAAGUGAGCGAUUUGAAGAGGAGAUGUUUCAAGCCAUCGAGGAGAGCAAAAACAGAAAGAGAAAGAGGACAGGGAAAUAA